Messenger RNA from Desarmillaria tabescens, 638 nucleotides. RefSeq lists its product as uncharacterized. The transcript has 5 exons. The record is from RefSeq and is a predicted model, not a curated record. NCBI's taxonomy places the organism in Eukaryota, Fungi, Basidiomycota, Agaricomycetes, Agaricales, Physalacriaceae. Bases 1 to 486 code for a protein of 161 amino acids.
AUGAACAGCGUAACUCUGUCUGUUGAUCAAGUCAAUGACUGGGACUUUGACGGUACUACGGCACGCGAUCUCGAGAAGCUUGUGGGGAGGGUUGAUUAUAGUGAUCCAGAUGACAACUUCAAGGGCCUUGGCGAACCGGAAAGCUUACAAAUGACACCGUGCAAAAGCUAUUUCAGUGAUGAUCAAGCACCUCGACCGUGGCCCUCUGAGCGUCUUGAUGCUUCAGGCUCCGAAGAGAGUAAAGAGUGGACGGAAAACGACUCCAGAAGGAAAAUGGUGACGUUGCUGGAUGAGGAUGCCCUGGACGAGGAACGUGAUAAGGCUACCUCUGAAGCUCGGGAGCGGAUCCGCGUACAGCAAGGCUCUGGCCCUCUCUGCUCGGGCACCCACAUAGAAUCAGUUGAAUUUCAAAACUGGUCUCCGUCGUUUGAAUGGUUCCUAGUCUUUGGGCCAAAGAAAAAGCGGCGCCAAGAAAUCUUCAGUUGAGACGCGGGGUUGAAGGUCUACCUGCAGGAACCUGAUUGUAGCACCUUUCAAUCGGCAUCAAGUACUACCGUUGGGAAUCAAAUUCGACUAGGCCGUUUUCUACUCGACGCUGAGGGGUGUGCUGGUUCUGAGCGACAAACCGAUCAAACCGG